Tetrahymena thermophila SB210 is the source of this 465-nucleotide messenger RNA. RefSeq lists its product as hypothetical. NCBI's taxonomy places the organism in Eukaryota, Ciliophora, Oligohymenophorea, Hymenostomatida, Tetrahymenidae. The record is from RefSeq and is a predicted model, not a curated record. The transcript has a single exon.
AUGCAGGCUCAAAAUAGUAGCCGCCAUUAUAGUUUUAGUCUAUUUAGUUAGAAAAUGUGUUAUCAUCAAUAAGCAUUUAAUCAUUUUAGUUUUCGUUAGUCUCAGCUGAAUCAAAUUUAUCAUUUUAUAUUAAAUCAAAAAUGUUUUAUCUAAUUUAUUGAGAUUACUACUAAAGUCUUUGUUGUUAAGUCUUAGUGUUCUCUUUGUUUUUACUUUACUUUUAAUUUUAACCUUAAGCUUAUUUGUUUUAAUUUGCUCGUUUGUUGCUACUCAAAGUAGUUUGAUAGUCAUUUGAGUGAUUCGUAGUGGUAGUCCUUCCAGACUAAAAUGCAGAGGAAGGCACUUGGUUUUCUUUAUCACUCUUAUAAUCAUUUCUCUUGGAAGCCAUUUUAGAAGAAAUAGGUGAUUUACUUCUACGACAAACAGUCUUCUUGGCUUCUUCACUUUUCAAGUCUUCGAUUGUGA